CGGCUCGUCACCUGCUCUCCCACCGAUCGAUUCCGCUCGCCUCUCCCUUUCGCCGUCGUCGUCACAGCCUCACACUAGCUAGCUACCUUUACGCGAGAAGAAGAGGAGCGCGCCUCGCGCGCGGCUAGGGGUAGCUAGCCUAGCUCCACCGCGGCGAGCGAGAGCAUGUCGGCGGUGGUGUCGUCUCCCCGCGCGGCCGGCGCCGCACGGCGGCUGUCUCCGUCUCCCAAGCCGGCCGGCGCCAGGGACAAGGGCGACAAGGAGGAGCCUCCAUCGCUCGAGGGCGCCGCCGACAAGGCCAGGAGGAGGCUGCUGCCGUCGGCCCCGGCCAGGGGCACCGCGGCGUCCAUGCUGCUGCGCCGCGCCGGCGCCGGCGCGCGGGGGAGCAGCUACGUGCACCCGUCCUCGUCGCUCAGCGUCUCGUGCGCGUCGGAGGCGUCCACCGAGUCCUUCUGCAGCCGCGCGUCGACGGGCCGCAUCGGCCGCCGCCCCGCGGGCCCGCCCGUGGGAGCCCCGCGCCGGCGGGCGGCGGGCUCGGCCGGGCCUCCUUCGGCGCGGCCGGCCUCGUCCAGGAAGGUUGCCGGCGCCGUGCCAGGCGGUGCGGCGGUCACUGCUGCUCCGGCGGUGCCGCCGAUGCUGGGCCCCGUGAAUGGAGAGCACACCGCGACGUCGGCGGGGCCGCCGAGGUGCCCCUGGGUUACCCCUAACACUGAUCCCUGCUACGCUGCCUUCCAUGACCACGAGUGGGGAGUGCCAGUGCAUGACGACAAGAAAUUGUUUGAAAUGCUAACACUGUCUGGUGCACUGGCUGAGAUGGCAUGGCCUGCGAUUCUCAGCAAGAGGGACACCUUCAGAGAAGUGUUCAUGGACUUCGACCCCGUGUUGGUGGCCAAGCUGAGCGAGAAGAAAUUCUUGGCGCCAAGCAGCCCUGCUAGCUCCCUGUUGUCCGAACACAGGCUGCGCAUAAUCAUCGAAAACGCACGUGAGUUGCUGAAGGUCAUAGAGGAGUUCGGGUCGUUCGACAGCUACUGCUGGAGCUUCCUGAUCAACAAGCCGAUGGUUGGCAGAUACCGGCACACGCGGGAGGUGCCGCUGCGGACGGCGAAGGCCGACGCCAUCAGCCAGGACCUGAUGCGUCGGGGCUUCCUCGGCGUCGGCCCGACGGUGGUCUACGCCUUCAUGCAGGCCGUCGGCAUGGCCAACGACCACCUCGUCACCUGCUACCGCUUCGAGGAGUGCUGCGACAUCAAAGACGACGACGUCGCCGGCGCCGCAACUGAUGACGGCUACGGUGACAGUUGCAAGCCGGCAGCGGUGAGCGAGCAGGAGGUGAGCAUGCUUUGUGGGCUGGUGCAGUGCGUCGCCCUGGAGCCGUCGAGAGCCGCCACGGUGAUCAGCAUCUCAUAGCACAGCCAGCUGCAGCUAGUACCAACCAGACAAUGCAAGGUGAUGACUGAUGACACGAAUGAGUAGGGAUUAAUUAGGCGAGUUGAUUUCACUUAAUCGUGCUGGUGCAGUGAUUGCAUGUGUGUAGAUAUCGGUCGUGUUCGAGCGAGGUGUGUACAUGGUUGUGUUGAUGUGAGGUUUGAGAAAUUGGGGUUUGCUUGAGCUGAGUAUGUUGAAAAGAUGUGUAGGCAUAGGACAAGAAGCGUGUUCACAUUUCACAUUGCAGGCAUGUUGAACUAAAGGAGUGGCGUGGUGUGGAGCCGGUACAGAUCUUGUAAAGUUGCAAAAGAUUGUUCUCUAACCGAUAUGCAAAGCGAAAGAAA
Messenger RNA from Panicum virgatum (switchgrass), 1769 nucleotides. RefSeq lists its product as uncharacterized. Gene Ontology annotation, biological process: base-excision repair. The record is from RefSeq and is a predicted model, not a curated record. Gene Ontology annotation, molecular function: DNA-3-methyladenine glycosylase activity. The transcript has 4 exons. Lineage: Eukaryota; Viridiplantae; Streptophyta; Magnoliopsida; Poales; Poaceae. The coding region runs from base 166 to 1407 and encodes 413 amino acids.